Molecule: messenger RNA, 6239 nt
Organism: Lethenteron reissneri (Far Eastern brook lamprey)
Lineage: Eukaryota; Metazoa; Chordata; Hyperoartia; Petromyzontiformes; Petromyzontidae
Gene: CUL5
Product: cullin 5
Biological process (GO): ubiquitin-dependent protein catabolic process
Cellular component (GO): cullin-RING ubiquitin ligase complex
Molecular function (GO): ubiquitin protein ligase binding
Source: RefSeq, a predicted model, not a curated record
CCCCACCGCGCUCUCGCGAGACUCGGCCGGCAGACAUGGCGGCUCCGAAUAUGCUGAAGGACAAGGGCUCCUUGCAGUUCGAGGACAAAUGGGACGUGAUGCGUCCUAUCGUGUUGCGGCUGCUGCGGCAGGAGGCUGUGACGCGGCAGCAGUGGCAGGACCUCUUCAUGGACGUGCACGCUGUAUGUCUGUGGGACGACAAGGGCCCCUCCAAGGUCUACCAAGCGCUCAAGGAGGACAUACUGGACUUCAUCCGGCAAGCUCAGGCCCGCGUGCUCAGCCACCAGGAUGACUCAGCACUGCUCAAGGCCUACAUUGGGGAGUGGCGCAAGUUCUUCACGCAGUGCGACAUCCUGCCCAAGCCCUUCUGCCAGCUGGAGGCGGCGCUGCUGGGCAAGCAGAGCACGGCUCGCAAGGCGAGCACCGAGGACAGCCUCGUGCGCAAGCUGAUGCUGGACACGUGGAAUGAAUCCAUCUUCUCCAACAUCAAGGGGCGGCUCCAGGACAGCGCCAUGAAACUCGUGCACUCGGAGCGCCUGGGCGAGGCCUUCGACUCGCAGCUCGUCAUCGGCGUGCGCGAGUCCUACGUCAACCUGUGUUCAAACGCCGAGGACCGGCUGCAGAUUUACCGGGAGAACUUUGAGAAGGCGUACCUGGAUGCCACCGACACGUUCUACCGCACCCAGGCGCCGGCGUACCUGCAGCAGAACGGCGUGCAGAACUUCAUGAAAUACGCUGACGCCAAACUGAAAGAAGAGGAGCAGAGAGCGCUGCGAUACCUGGAGACGCGGAAAGAUUGCAACUCCGUGCAGGCGCUGGUGGAUUGCUGUGUCAACGCGCUCGUCACGUCCUUCAAGGAGACCAUCCUGGCUGAGUGCUCGGGCAUGAUCAAAGCCAACGAGACAGAGAAGCUUCAACUCAUGUUCCAGCUGAUGGACCGAGUUCCCGCAGGGAUCGAACCCAUGCUCAAGGAUCUGGAGGAGCACAUUGUGAGUGCCGGCCUGGCAGACAUGGUGGCCACGGCCGAGUCCAUCACCACGGACUCUGAGAAGUACGUGGAGCAGCUGUUGAUGCUCUUCCACCGUUUCAGCCGCCUGGUGAAGGACGCGUUCCGGGACGACCCGCGCUUCCUUACAGCCCGGGACAAGGCCUACAAGGCGGUGGUGAACGACGCCACCAUCUUCAAGCUGGAGCUGCCCAGCAAACAGAAAGGGCUCAGCUCCAAGACGCAGCCCGAGAGCAAGUGCCCCGAGCUGCUGGCGAACUACUGCGACAUGCUGCUGCGCAAGACUCCGCUCAGCAAGAAGCUCACGUCCGAGGAGAUCGACGCCAAGCUCAGAGAAGUGCUGCUGGUGCUGAAGUACGUGCAGAACAAGGACGUGUUCAUGCGCUACCAUAAGGCACAUCUGACGCGACGGCUCAUCCUCGACAUCUCGGCUGACAGCGAGACCGAGGAGAACAUGGUGGAGUGGCUGAGGGAGGUGGGGAUGCCCGCCGACUACGUGAACAAGCUGGCGCGCAUGUUCCAGGAUAUCAAGGUGUCGGAGGACCUCAACCAGGCUUUCAAGGAGAUGCACAAGAACAACAAGCUGGCCAUGGCCGACUCGGUGAACAUCAAGAUCCUGAACGCGGGCGCGUGGUCGCGCAGCUCGGAGAAGAUGUUCGUGUCGCUGCCCACGGAGCUGGAGGAUCUGAUCCCUGAGGUGGAGGAGUUCUACAAGAAGAGCCACAGCGGCCGCAAGCUGCACUGGCACCACCUCAUGUCCAACGGCAUUAUCACGUUCAAGAACGAGGUUGGGCAAUACGACCUGGAGGUGACAACGUUCCAGCUCGCCAUCCUCUUCGCGUGGAACCAGCGGCAGCGCGACCGCAUCAGCUUUGAGAACCUGCGCCUUGCCACCGAGCUGCCCGACGCCGAACUCCGGCGCACGCUCUGGUCUCUGGUGGCGUUCCCCAAGCUGAAGCGGCAGCCGCUGCUGUACGAGCCCACGGCCGUGUCGCCCAAGGACUUCACGGAGGGAACCAUCUUCUGGGUCAACCAAGAGUUUGCGCUCAUCAAGAACGGGAAGGUGCAGAAGCGCGGAAAAAUCAACCUGAUUGGGCGACUGCAGCUGACGACGGAGCGCAGCCGCGACGAGGAGAACGAGGGCAUCGUGCAGCUGAGGAUCCUGCGCACGCAGGAGGCCAUCAUACAGAUCAUGAAGAUGCGCAAGAAGAUUUCGAACGCGCAGCUGCAGACGGAGCUGGUGGAGAUCCUCAAGAACAUGUUCUUCCCGCAGAAGAAGAUGAUCAAGGAGCAGAUCGAGUGGCUCAUCGACCACAAGUACAUUCGCCGCGACGAGGACAGCAUCAACACGUUCAUGUACGUGGCGUGAGCGUGCCACCACGCCCGCGCUCUCGGUCCCUCCGCGCCCAGAUGUUUCCCUCGGGGCGCCGGCGCUUGUUGCAACGCUCGAACACACGGGAAAGGUUCACGCCGUGGCAGGGGGGUGGGGGAAUGAGCGCCGAGCCGGCGAGCGGCGAGGAGGCGCGUCGUUGUGUUUUUCGUUUCACCGCGGUGCUUUGGGCUGGCCGGCUGUGGGCGCCGGCGGCCGUGAAUUUUCCGUUCGUUGCGAGAAUUACGAGAGAAAAAAAAGGUAAAUUUUGUCGUGAGCACCGGAUGCUGUUGGAGAGAGGCUCACCGGCCUAAGAAUUGUUGACUGAAGGACCGCUGCCAGCUUUUGUGUGUGUGUGCACGUUUUUUUGUUUCGUUUGCAAAUGCGAAGUAUCAGAAAAUGACAAAACUCGUGGAGGUGGCUGUUAGAAGUGGUUGGUUCUCUCCGGGCUGCAGGAUACAAGCGAGGAAAAACCGUGGCGUGUUCUCGCUUCUUUGCAGCGCGCAGAGCGGAGAGGCUGUCAGGGCUGCAGAGGCUCCGGCACGGUUCGUUUUGGGUUAAGGAGACAUAGGAGUUGCCUGCGGGCAGCAGGACAGGCAAUCGGUCUCUGCAGUGGGUCUUUGUUGUUAUUUUAUGGGUGCACGUGGCUUAACAUUUGGUGAGCCGUCCAAUAUCGCUGAACAUCGUUUCGAAGUUGCGCCGAUAUAACUUCACACAGGCUGCAAAGGACCCCCAGAAGGGACUUGGCGGUGCAGCGACGCAGCCUGCCGCUCGCCGUCCGCCACGGGGGGCGACGGAAGUUGCCGCCGCGCUAGCAAGGACGUCGUGCCCUGGAGAAAAAACACGCAAAGUGUACAUUGGCAAUACAGAUGGGUCGAGUAUUUAAGAUGUCGUUGCGACGAGGCCCUGGUGGUGGCGUGGUUUUGAGCGAGCGAGGCCGAUAGCCCGCUCCGCGGGAACCGGCUUCUCAGUCCGGAUGCGAGGAGGAAAGUCUCUGACCGGCUCUUGCACAACUGCAGUUAUAUCGGUACUUUUUUUUCUGGCUGAGUCGACCUUAGGGAUGCUUCUUGUCAAAUGCAGAGGAACACUCGAGAGAGUUCUCAUUUUUCGCGAUGUUUAUGUCGUUUAUUUAUCUGGGGGAAAGCCUCGUCGAGCCUCAAGACACUUCCUGGGAGGGUUCUGUAUCAGAAUUCGUGGGCUCGCAUGUUGGGGGGAAAUCCGAGUACCUGGAGAAAUCCCACCACACAUACAAGCAAAAAACUCUGCACAGACAUAUCUGGAACCAACAUGCUGUACACUAAUACCAUCUGCUGGACAUCUGGCAGCUUGUGAUAGGAACGGUGCACUAAACACAGGCUCCGUGAUUUGCGGCUUGCGUCUGCGCGAAUGUGGGGCGUUGGGCGAUUGCAGGGGUUUCCUUUGCUCAGCUGACUGGUUUCCCAUCGACCGCCCGCUCCACUUUGCCUGGGACACAAACGUCAAACUCGCGAUUGUUGGCUCCACGGGGCUCACUGGAUGACCGUCUCAAGUCAAACGUGUUCGAGUGGAGACGUAAAAAGGAAUUGCCUGAGAGUGGGCACUGUUUUUUUUUAUAGAUAUACUGGGCACGUAACAUUUCACCCGCCACAAUCGAUUCUUAUGCUCAUGGUACAUGCAUCGAAUCGUGCGCGUUAGGAAUGCAUUACAUGUGUUUAUAUCCACUGUCGAUUCGGUGUGCACGAGGGCAAAAAUAAUCCGUCUUGGGAAUUAAAUCUUUACCCUCCCCCCCCCCCCCCCCCGAUUCGUGACAAUUUGUAGAAUCGUGGGAGGGGGUGAAUCGCUGCAUCCGUGUUCUGUGUUGUGUCCACGUACGCACUGCUCAGCACUUGGGUGAAUACUCGUUGUUUUGCAAUGCAUGCUCUUUCAAGGUUUACGCAAUUCUUGAUUUGGUUUUUGUUUCGUUGUGAUUUCCACCGUGACUGGUUUGGAGGCCGGUGCAACGUGUGGCACCGUGGCGACCACCUUGACAUUUGGUACGGGUUGUCGCGAGGCACUCUGGGGGUUGACAGGUCACGUCGAGACAUCUUCAAGUCUCCGCGCUUUCCCCUUUUCUCCCGCUCCGCCAAGCCCAUGGUCAGGGCUUCACCAUUUUCCAGUGUUUCUCAUUUUGCGUAAAAUAAAUUUUUGUUCAUCGUAUGCCGAUGGGCGAUUGGUAAACGUGUGAAGCCGAGCUCGCGCACUGGCUGUUUCACGAUUGCAAUUCCACCGAGAGGUAGUUUAAUUUGUGCGCUGAUGUGAAACGAUUCCCGCCAGGGAAACUCGUGAUGAGCCAGAGGCGGCGCUGCGGUCAGAGCACUCCAGUCACGAGGUUUGCCAAUUCAACUCGCGGUUGUGGAUUUAUUCGACGCGUCGUUCCUCCGCGUCGAUAUAACGAGAAAGAAAUCAACAGUGGUCGUAAUAAAGAGGCUGGCACCUGCCACGGGAAUGUGGAAUGCCCAUCACCGGCUCGGGACUAAUGCUGUUAUCAUUUGUUUCUGCAGCGCUUUCAUGUACAAAGUGCUUGGGAAUUUUUGAUCGAGUUUAAAAUCCAAACAAAAUGGGAGAUGGGUUAGCGCCGGACUCCGCAGCGAGCGAGGCGACAUUGGCUUGGAGAGCGCCUCCCAGAGCUCACCGGUGGCGCUGCGUGGAAUUCAUGCCCCCCCAGUCGCCCCCCCAGUUGCCCCCCUCACAAAACAACUCAGUCAUGGUGGCCAGCAGCGACGGACGGCCCUUGUUGGCCAGUGUUCACUUUUGAUUCGUUUGCGAAAGCGGCAGUUUUUAAUUUGGCAGUGCCGACGUGCGACUUGCCACGGAGUGUUAAAUGAUCGUCGCGUGCAUGUGCAGAUAUAUACCCUCUUUGUUGUUCUGGUUACAAAUGAGGUUAUGGUUGCUCAAAGUAAGUUUUUUUCCCGCCUACCUAAAAUGACACGUUAAAAAAAAAGUCCCCGGGCAUCAAGACGGCGAGGGUCCACUUUGUGGCGGCACAUUUAUAUUAAGCGAUCUAACUAAAAAAAAUCUAUAUUAUGGAUUGGUAUUGGAAGCUCACAAGGAGGUCUGCGUCAGGCCCGGCUCCUCACAGAUGGGAGGCCAGUAGAGCCGCUGUGUUGGACCACCUUCACAGUGACCCACCGCGCAUAAGCGUGAACUUUGGUGAUGCCAAAGAGACAUUUGGAGGAGCAGGGCGCACCACCCCACUACCCUGAAGCACCAAUCCUGGCUCGUGCAUUCCCUGCUGCUAUGUUCACGCGCGCUGCCGGAAGGGUGUGUUCUCGUGCAGGCAAUGCCUCGUUUCCACAACAGCAGCAGCACCAGGGCCUGUGUCCCAUGUCCCCAUGAGGGUCUGUUGGCUCAGCACCCCCCCCCACCCAUGCCCUACCUAUCCCCCCUCCUCUUUUAGCUGUUGGAGGCUGGGGUCAGAAAGUGAUCUAAACACAGCAUGUUGUUGGUGUGGUCGGGUUAAUAUUUAUUCUAUUGAGAAUCUCGUGAUGGCCCAGAAACGUAGUUCUGCACCUAAUGGUCAGAGCUUCCUGCAUCGUAGUUUUGCACCUGGUGGCCAGAGCUGGCUGCCGUGGAAACACAGGCCUGGCUCUAGCACAGAGAGCGCAGCUCCCAUUGAUCGUGGGGGAUGCACUGUGUGGGGUCCACUGCCUCGUAACAGCUCUGUGCCGCUGCUGCUUUUAAUGGGAAUUGUCAAAUCGCCAGAGUACAUUAGAAGGCCAGUCUCACCCUGCUCACAUUAACCCUUGUUUGCCCAGGACAGAGUAACAGAAAAUGCUGCCCUCUGUAUAUCUGUCUUUGAAUGCCUAAUACAACUGGUAGCUACCUGAAAUAAAACAAUACAAAAUA